AAGGCAAGUUUUGGCUAACGGCAAAAAAUUUAUUUUCGUGUGGAAAUUGUGCGUGCAAAAAACAAUAACAAUAUAGAUGAACUUGAAGUUGAAAAAUAGCUGAAUAUAAACGGAGAAUGUUUGAAAUUGAUAAAAGAUUGAAUUGUCAAACACAUGAAAUUCAUAGAAACGCAAUACAAAAUGUAGUCAUUUAAAAAGUAAAAAUUCACCAAACCGAAUGAAAUAAAGCAGCGCAAUUUAAAUAAGUUGCCAUGGCAACAGGCGCACUUCAAAAGCGCCAUCAAAAUCAAUCAAAUAAGUGUCAACGCGACAGGUAGCAGUUAUAGCUGCUGGUUUCUAACGCCACAGGCAAAGCAGCACGUUCGCUAAGUAGCGUCGUUCUAAGAAAAUCGGGUGGAAGUGAAAAAAGGUAGGCAUGAAAUUUGAGCAUCAAAAAUUUGCUGUAAAAUUAGUGCAAAAAAUGAAGAUGUGUGUAAAUGAGUGGUAAACCUUAAAAUGUUCAAACCAAAGUUAAAGUGUGUGUGCUGCAGAAACUACAAAUUGCUUUUCGCUCAAAAUAUUUAUGAAAUUUUGUGAAAAGGCAAUAAAUAUGUUAAGCAAAUAAUACAUAGCAUAUUUAAGUUCUUGGUAUUAUCUUCUGUAUCUUCUGUAUCUCCGGUAGCUGCUCCAAUUGGCAACGUUUAUGCAUAAAUAAGUCAGCACACAACAUUUAAGCAAAUAUUAUGCCAAUGAGUGUGAUGAGAUUUCAUAAGCCAACGGAAUCAAAUUUGUCAUUCUUAAAUUUCAGUUGAGGAAUAUGCAGAGAACAGUACAUGUAGAUUGAAAUACAAUACACUUUAAAUAUACAACAUUUAAUGUGGAAAUAUAAAAAUUCUCCAUGUGAGUUCGGGACGUCAUCAAAUUUAUGUGCAUAGUUGGGGCAACAUAUUUGGAAAACAAAAAAAAUGCGUCACAAAUAUUAUAAGGCGAUUAUGUUGUGUGCUUAUAAAAAUAGCAAUAAGUACAGAUGCAAUGAAAUUAAUAAUGUUGUAAAAAUUAGGUUGAUGGAAAAGCAAAAACGGCGGCAGAGGGAUGCCACAAGCAGGCGACCAUCAAACGUGAGCCACCAGCGGAGUUGUGGAAAAUUCCAAACCCUGAUUAUGGCUAUAAAAAGAAGGGACACACGUUCAGGAAAUGUGCGAAUAAACAAAAAUGUGAGCAUAGCAACUGAAGGUGAAGACGUGAAAAAAAUAUUGGCAAAAACAAUAACAAAGAAGGCACCAAAAUACAGUCAAUAUGAAAACAAAAUUGAAGAAGUCGAUGAUAAUGAGUUUUCUGAAAAAACUAUUUCAGUUUAAUAAAGAAAAAAAAAUAUCUUUAAAGUAUAGCAACAGUGUCCGUAAGUGAAUGCGCGAGAUCCUUGAACAUUUUCACAUAAUUCCUUUGCUUCAAUUACACGCCACUGAAUAUCCGAACUUGUGUUUAAUGAAUUUUAGUUUUAUUUUAAUUUUAUUUUAAUUUUGUCGCGGAAGUGAUUAAAGUUCUCGACGUCUAUCUGCUCCCUUUCGUACGUUUUCUUUUCAUUGCGCCUUCCCCGUAAAGCCUGUGGCGGACGUCAUUUCCGUUAACACUACCGGUGCUGUUUAAACCUCACUCUUCCGCCAAAUACGACACGCAUUGCCUUCACAAAUCUCAGCUGCCCCAUUUGCUGGCGUCACGACUAAGAGUAUUAGCAGUUCGCGGCCGACAUUGCCAACUGGCGGCAGACAGCAGCUGGCUGGCUGGCUGACAGUUUGUCCUCCACCAACAGGCAACGCAACAAUUUGCAAUUCAAAUUAAUUGACGUGCAAUAGCAACAAGAACAAAUACAUUUAACAACAGAUAUUACAACUAAAUACCCAACAACAACAAUAAUAAAGAAAUAUAAAAAACAAAAAACAACCAAAAAGGUAUAUAAGUUAAAUACAUUGGCGGCAUUGAAUAACAACGUCAGCGGCUUUCACCUUUAAAUUACACACAACCAACAAAUCGGCCUUUCAACCUUUCUCCAUGUAAUUCUAUUUAUAGAAACUUUCGCACUUUUAACGCGGCCACCGCCCUUUCCAGCUCACAGCACUUACGAGUGAACGAGUGAAAUAAAAGGAGAAAAAUAAAUAGAAACAACAACUUCCUCAGCCUAGUCACCCUGCUCCCGCGAUGAUAACUCGCCUGUACAAUACAGAGGAGAAUCCUGCCCUUUGUUCCUUAAUUUGGGGCAGAGACUUGAAUGCAUCGAAUGUGAAUGAACAAAUCGAUGAGAAUGGUGGCGGUGAUGGCGAGACGACGCUUGUUGGUAGCGUCUCAGGCGCUGCACCAACACUUUACAGCGCACACAGCAGUUAUGGUGGCUCAGUUGGCGCUGGCAUCGGUACUAGCAUUGCAGAGACAGAGGAUAUAGUUAUUGGCAGUGCAAAUGUUGGCGGCGCUGGCGGCAGUAGUUUGCGUGAUGAUUUUUUCAUUGCCAACGAGUUCGACGAAGACCCACGCACCGAAGCCUUACGCGAGUACUCAUACGGUAUUAUUUUACCGAUAAUCUGUUCGCUUGGCAUCAUUGGUAAUGUCCUUAAUCUGGUUGUACUGACGCGCAGAAAUAUGCGCGGCACGGCUUACAUUUACAUGAGAGCUUACUCGACCGCAGCGCUUUUGGCCAUCGUAUUUGCCAUACCCUUUGGUAUGCGUAUGCUGGUGCAUAAGGAUCGUGGACGUUGGGAGGAAUUUGGACCUGCCUUCUAUACAGCACAUCUGGAGCUCUUUCUGGGAAACGGUUGCUUAGGUGUUGGUGUCAUGAUGCUGCUGGUACUCACCAUCGAGAGAUAUGUCUCAGUAUGUCAUCCGGGAUUUUCACGCCCCGUGAUGGGACCGCCUUACAUUGUCGUGUUCCUAACAACUUUGAUCACAUUCAUCAUCUACUUGCCAAGCGUGUUUCGUGGCGUCCUAGUCAAGUGCGUAUUGCAUACAGAUGGCAACUAUGUUUACUUUAGACGUGAUAAUAAUGAAUUCCUAAAGACACUUUUUUAUUCGGUCUACAAAGUAAUGCUUGAGGUGAUAUUCAAGCUAAUACCAACGGUGGUAAUCGCUGGUUUAAAUUUACGCAUUAUGCUAGUUUAUCGAAAGACUUGUCAACGAAGACGUGAAAUGCUUAUAUCACGUUCAACGUGUGUACGUGAUGAGGAUCCGAGGAAGUUUGCCGAAGAGAGGAGACUGUUUUUGUUACUAGGUAGCACAUCAAUUUUAUUUCUCGUUUGUGUCUCACCCAUGGCAAUUGUGCAUAUGACGAUAGCUUCGGAGGUGUUGCCAAGCUUUUCAUUUCAGGUUUUUCGCGCCUUGGCCAAUUUGAUGGAACUCGCAAACUACUCAAUAACAUUCUAUAUUUAUUGCUUGUUUAGUGAAGAUUUUAGAAAUACCCUGAUACGUACUAUCAAAUGGCCCUGGGUAGGAACGAAAUUGUGUCAAAAUGUAGACGAGAUCUCCAACACGAGAGCAACACCGUUAAUACAUUUUAACAAAAUAGCACUGCGUAAUCAUCAUAUAACAACGACAUCGGGGGUAUGUACCGGCAUGGGACGUUCUAGCAGUAUAUGAUGGGCUACAUAUGUAUAUAUAAAUAAUUAGUUACUAAUUUAAGUAAA
This is a messenger RNA of Ceratitis capitata (Mediterranean fruit fly), 3647 nucleotides long. Its product is annotated as probable G-protein coupled receptor B0563.6. Gene Ontology annotation, molecular function: G protein-coupled receptor activity. The coding region runs from base 2176 to 3600 and encodes 474 amino acids. The transcript is spliced from 11 exons. Gene Ontology annotation, biological process: G protein-coupled receptor signaling pathway. Gene Ontology annotation, cellular component: membrane. The record is from RefSeq and is a predicted model, not a curated record. Lineage: Eukaryota; Metazoa; Arthropoda; Insecta; Diptera; Tephritidae.